AUGGGCUCCAGACUAGAAAAGAACAGCAAUUCAGUGCGCAAACGUAUCGCUGAACACACCUUUGACGGCGAAGAUGGAGAGGAGUAUGCAGCCUCCAAGUUCGGCGGUUUCACCGACUACAUGAGGCGCAAGAAGCUUAAACUGCAGAACCUCGAUGCCAACCUACGCUCCCAAUCGGACAAACCGCAGAUCUUUCGCAGUAUAGUCGUCCAUGUGAACGGCUAUACCCAGCCCUCCCUCCAAGACCUCCAUGUCCUCGUUGUCACCCAUGGCGGAGGCUUUCAGCAGUAUCUUGAAGGGAAGACCGCCGUUACUCAUAUCGUCGCGUCCGAGCUUACGCCUAAAAAGAAGGUCGAAUUUGCCAAAUAUAGGUGUGUCGCUCCCGCCUGGAUCGUGGACAGCGUUGCAGCUGGGAAAUUGCUUCCGUGGAAUAGUUACAGAAUUGUUGAUGAAGGCGAGACUCAGAAGGUGCUCCGUUUUCAAGGUGGGCAGAUGACCGCUGAAAUCAAUAAGCGUAACGAAGGGUAUAAGGCCGCAAGUGAAUCGAGCUGGUACGUUUCUCAGGUCAAACACGUCGCUGAUAAAAUCAAUGCUUCCCCACGUACCACUGGUUUGCUUGGUAUCCAAGAUUCAGACUCUUUAUCUCAUGACGUCCCUGAGGCUGUUACCAACAUAUCAUUCGAUGAAGCUGCAGAGCCAGAGGACGAGUCUGAUGAGCUCCUUCUACAGCUCGCUGCUACACAAAACUCACUCACUUCUGACACACCGCCUACUGUGGAAGACAAGGACGCUGUCAACCAUCCUCAUCCCAAUGCAUCGAUUGACCACAACCCACACCCCGAACCCCAGGCUGACUCGCCUUUCAAGGGAGAAGAGAGGCAGUUGACUGCUGAAGAGCACAACGCUAUCCUACUUCAAAACCCUCAUAUGGCUAAAUCAAGUACUGCAAAUCCCGAUUUCUUGAACCAAUACUACCGAGAGUCUCGUCUCCACCAUCUCUCCACCUGGAAGGCAGAGCUAAAAGCCCAACUUCAGGCAAGAGCACAGGAACGAUCCUCUCAGCGCCAGCGGCACAAAAGACCUCUGGGUUCCCGCCGCUACGUCAUGCAUGUCGAUUUCGACAGCUUCUUCGCCGCUGUCAGUCUUCGCAAGCAUCCUCAAUGGAAAGACAAGCCUGUUGUCAUCGCUCAUGGAAGCGGUCCUGGUUCGGAGAUUGCCAGUUGCAACUACCCUGCUCGCAGCCAUGGCAUCAAAAAUGGUAUGUGGAUGAAGUAUGCUCUUGACCUGUAUCCUCACCUCAAAGUCUUACCGUAUGAUUACAAAGCAUAUGAGGAAGCCAGCAAGCUUUUCUACGAUUCCAUUCUUGCCAUUGAGGGCAUAGCACAGAGCAUCAGCAUUGACGAAGCACUCAUCGACAUCAGCGAUCUUUGCAUUCGUGCAGGUGGUUCUGAUGGCAAAGACAUAUCCGAGGGCUCAAUCUACAGAGAGCAGAUUAAAGCGAACGAGCUUGCUACGGCAUUGCGAGACGAUGUGCGAAACAAGACCGGCUGUGAAGUGUCUGUAGGCAUUGGAAGCAAUAUCCUGCUCGCCAAAAUUGCACUACGCAAGGCCAAACCGGCUGGCCAACACCUCAUCAUGCCAGAAGAUGUCCUCGACUUCAUAGGUGAACUCUUAGUGACCGAUCUACCGGGUGUUGCACAUAGCACUGGCAACAAGCUCGAGGUUAUUGGUGUCAAAUACGCCAAAGACAUCCGCACAGUAACCAAGGAAAAGCUCAUCAACACGCUUGGUCCAAAAACUGGUGAAAAGAUCUGGGAUUAUUCACGUGGUAUCGAUAGGCAAGAGGUCGGUGAUCAGGUUGUGCGCAAAUCAGUCUCUGCCGAGAUUAACUGGGGCAUUCGUUUUGUCAAUCAGCAACAGGCUGAAGAGUUCGUGUAUUGUUUGUGUGAAGAGCUGUCCAAGAGACUGCUAGAGCAGGUCGUGAAGGGCAAGCAGCUUACUAUGAAGAUCAUGCGCAAAGCUGCUGAUGCUGGACUCGAUCCACCGAAGAAUUUGGGCCACGGAAAGUGUGAUACCUUCAAUAAGGCCAUCACCUUGGGUGUUGCAACAAACGACAAGACGGUCAUCGGCAAGGAGGCAGUCUCUGUCCUGCGAAGCUAUAAUUUUCCUCCCGGUGAGCUUCGCGGGCUUGGUGUGCAAAUGCAGAAGCUUGAACCCUUGAAACCUACGCUCGAUAACGUGGGUGCAUCUUCGAAAAGCAGCCAGAGACAGCUGCAGUUCAAGCGACCAGAGACAAUUAGCAGGAUUUCGGAAGGACGUUCGCCAAUCUCGGCUACUAAGCCUACGAUGACUGCUUCCAGGUCGAGUCCUAUCUCAGAAACUUCUGUGAAGAUUAGAAAACAUCACGAUCCUAUAGAAGAGCUGCCAACUCCCGAAAAACCCUCAUUAGCUGCGCAAAACGAGCUCGCGCAUCUGGAAGAUAAUGACCAGACACCCCUCAAUAUUUCUGGCACACAGUUCGUGCUGCCCUCCCAGAUCGAUCCAGAUGUUCUAGCUGCUUUACCAGCUGAUAUCAGAGCCCGGCUGGCUCCGAAAACGGCCAAACUGUUUGAGGCAAAGCACAAAGACGACACCAUCAGUGAAGGGUCGAGAUCUCGAUCACAGUCACCUUUCAUUAGUGAUUCAGAAGUCCUGCUCCCUAGCGAGAGCCAACUCGACCCCGAAGUCCUAGCAGCAUUGCCUGAAGAUAUGCGUGAGGAGCUCUUGGCUGAGCAAAGACGUGCAAAACGGUCCCUUGUUGGACGGAAGACACAGCAAGUACUACCACAAUCACCCAGGAAGGCCAAACCUUAUACGACGAGGGUCAACGUGACACCAAAGAAGAAACACAAAACCACAACCUUGUUUCCCAAAUUCAAAGCACGUGACCCAUCAGUUCCCACGUUAACACAAGCCAAUUUUGUUUCACGCAGAGAUAAUGGAGGCAUUGCAGAGGCUCAGACUUUAAUACUUGAUGAAGACAUCCCAGAGGACUUGCUCGAUGAGCUUCCAGAACAGAUCAGGCUGGAAAUUUUGGCUGAGCAGAAACGACAGCGCUUACAGCAGAGGUCAAAUCUGGACGUUCCCAAUCGCAGACGUAAUAAGAUCAGGAAGGGUCCGGACGAAGACGUUGAUCCAAGUCAGCGUCGGCUUCACUUUGCUGCACCCAAACCCAGGCCUACAUUUACGGACCGUAAACUGAGUACGUUGCCAGAGCUUCGCGACAUUAUGUCCUCAUGGGUGCGAUCGUGCUCGAGCGGAGUCGAAGGAGAGCCAGAACAGGAAGAUACUCAUGCCCUAGGUACGUAUCUUGCUCGAGUCGUACUUGAGGAAGGCGACAUGGCAAAGGCACAGUCCUUGGUAGAAUGGCUUGAGUAUGUGGUUCAAGACGCAUUUUUAGAAGAUACACCAUCACUUCCAGUAUGGACAAAGACGAUUGCGUUUCUGAAGGCAGAGGUGCAGGGUGCUGUAAGAGAGCGAGGUCUGCAGCCUCUACGAUUUCGAUAG
Messenger RNA from Lithohypha guttulata, 3546 nucleotides. RefSeq names its product deoxycytidyl transferase (gene REV1). Gene Ontology annotation, molecular function: damaged DNA binding; DNA-directed DNA polymerase activity; deoxycytidyl transferase activity. Gene Ontology annotation, biological process: error-free translesion synthesis; error-prone translesion synthesis. NCBI's taxonomy places the organism in Eukaryota, Fungi, Ascomycota, Eurotiomycetes, Chaetothyriales, Trichomeriaceae. The record is from RefSeq and is a predicted model, not a curated record. Bases 1 to 3546 code for a protein of 1181 amino acids. The transcript has a single exon. Gene Ontology annotation, cellular component: nucleus.